This is a messenger RNA of Miscanthus lutarioriparius, 405 nucleotides long. NCBI's taxonomy places the organism in Eukaryota, Viridiplantae, Streptophyta, Magnoliopsida, Poales, Poaceae. The record is from the annotation of a GenBank genome assembly.
AUGGCUGACGUUGCUGUUGAAGAGAAGGUGGUGGAAGAGGUAGCAAGGCUGAGUUGCAAUGCAAGCAAUUUCGAUGGUGUGCUGAUCGAUUCGGCCAGGACUUGUCUAAAUGCACCUGGACUGAACACCCUUGAAAACAAGGUCAAACUGCUAGUGCUGAAGGAACUGAAGAAGCUGUGGGACAAGGAGGAGCCUGACCUUCCCUGGCAGCAGGGGGAGUUCUCGCACUCAAACACCCUCCUCGUGGACGAUUCCCCUUACAAAGCUCUGCGCAAUCCGCCGCACACCGCCAUUUUCCCUUGCCCCUACAGCUACAAGAACGACAAGGACGAUGCACUGGGAUCUGGUGGAGAACUUCGCUUGUACCUGGAGAGCCUUGCCACUGCAGAGGAUGUUCAGCGUUAG